AUGCCAUUACAACCAGAACCGCCAGACAAAACAACAAACAGAUUUUCUUUACUAAGCCAAUUUGACGACUAUACUUCCGACUACUCUUUUCCGCCGCUCACAUACAAACAAACAUCACUCAAUCAACCCAAAUACAUAACUAUUAAAUCACCUAAUAAUGAACUACAAAAACUCAGUCCUUUCGUAAUUAAAAAAUCGUUAGACGCAAUAUCUACCCAAAUCGAAAACAUUAAACAACUUAAAGACGGCUCACUACUGAUACUAACACGUAACUCAAAAGUAGCUGAGAAAUUUCUAAAGUUAAAAACGAUUGCUAACCUCUGUCCAGUGACAACAAAAUAUCAAGACAAUCUAAACACAAUAAAGGGAAUAAUAUACGCGCCUUGCCUAAACGAAGUAAACGAGGAGGAGAUUUUGCGGGAACUUAAAAUCCAAGGCGUGACUGGUAUAUAUAAGUUUACCCGCAUGACUGAGGGCAAAGUUGUUCCUACUGGCAAAAUUGUCUUAUCUUUUGACCUCUACCACCUACCCAAAGUCAUCGACAUAGCUUGGUAUAAAGUUAAGGUCGCCCCUUACUAUCCAACACCUAUGCGCUGCAAAAACUGCCAACUACUAGGACACACAAAAAUACGCUGCACCAAUACUGCUACAUGCGAAGGCUGCAAUCUUCCACCCCACUCUCCAUCCGACUGUACACGUAAACAAUGUGCAAACUGUGGCAGCGAUCAUGCAUCGUCAGACAAAGACUGCCCAAGAUUUAAACAGACUCAAGAAAUUCUAAAAAUCAAAACCAUCACAAAAUGCUCCAUGGGCGAAGCACUGCGCAAAUACAACGAAAAUAAUACACAAACUGUAAAAUCCAAAAGCACUUAUGCAAACGUCACCAUAACAAGUCAAUCAACAUCCACUAACAAGACACCAUCAUCACCAACGACAACAAGUACAACAAUAGGAAAACGCCCUGCUACAUCCCCACCAACAAAAACUAGUAUAUCAAAACUACAAAAAACAAAGAAUUCACUCGAAACCAAUAGUUUAAAUAAUCCUACUAACAAAACAACAUCAAACUCACUCACUCAAACCGCUAACGCCAAACAAACGCAAAACUCACCACACCACAUAUCCCAACAAACCAAUAAUAUUCUGGAAAGCCUUUCUACUAUCUCACCAUGCAGCAAAAUUACUCAAGAAUUACUAAAAAAAAACGAUUAUUUCAUGCCCAUAUCCGACUCCGACGAAGAACCUAAACUAUAA
This is a messenger RNA of Anastrepha ludens (Mexican fruit fly), 1254 nucleotides long. RefSeq lists its product as uncharacterized. Bases 1 to 1254 code for a protein of 417 amino acids. The record is from RefSeq and is a predicted model, not a curated record. Lineage: Eukaryota; Metazoa; Arthropoda; Insecta; Diptera; Tephritidae. The transcript has a single exon.